Messenger RNA from Paramecium tetraurelia, 1302 nucleotides. RefSeq lists its product as uncharacterized. Lineage: Eukaryota; Ciliophora; Oligohymenophorea; Peniculida; Parameciidae. Gene Ontology annotation, molecular function: nucleoside diphosphate phosphatase activity. The transcript has 2 exons. Gene Ontology annotation, cellular component: membrane. Gene Ontology annotation, biological process: nucleoside diphosphate catabolic process. The record is from RefSeq and is a predicted model, not a curated record.
AUGAUAAUAUUUCUAGUUAUUGCUCCUGCACUCUCAUACCUUAUUGAUCAACAUUACUAACCAUUAAAUUGGUUCCAAUAUGGAGAUACUGUGUGUUAUGGAGUAAUGUUCGAUGCUGGAAGUUCAGGUACAAGAGUUUAUGUAUAUUCUUGGAGUUGCCGAGAAAACAAAACAAUGGCCUAUAUCAACAUAACGGAGAAGUCUUUGGAAUAUAAGGUUGAGCCAGGAAUCGAUUCCUUUGGGAAAGAUCUGGACUCUUUGAAAUCGUACAUCAAUGAGCUCAUUUAAUUUGCCUACGAGAAUGUGCCAUACACUAUGCACAAGUACACUCCCAUUAUGUUGGCGGCGACGGCUGGAAUGAGAAUGAUCCCGACUUAUUACUAGAUAUAGAUAAUAUCGACGAUUAGAGAUUUAUUUAGAUCAAGCAAAUUCCUAUUUCAUAGAGAUGAUUGGUGUAGAAUAAUUACAGGUUAAGAAGAAGGAGCCUAUAUGUGGCUAUCCAUUAACUAUAUGAUAGGUAAAUUGGGAAUAACGGAUAAUGAACAUGCAUUAACUGUUGAUUUGGGAGGAGGAUCCACCCAAUUGGCUUUUAAGCCUCAAUCCACGAUAGAUAAGAGCGAGGUAAAUUUGAGGAUUCCCAAUCACAAUCAAUAUAAGAUCUAUUCCCAAUCCUAUUUAUAUUAUGGAAUUGAUUAAGCCAAAAAAGCCAUUUUUGAGAAGGAAAUAAAUAAACUGGAUAAAAAUAACCUAGUUUAUCAAUCUCCCUGCUUUCCCAACGGCUAUCGAAACAAUUACAGAUAUAACAAAUCUUAUAUAAUUAUAGGAACAGGCAAUAUUAAUAAUUGCUUAGAAUUAAUUAAUCAAUAUCUCAAUAAUGACAAGUCAAAAUGUAUUUAUGAGAAUUGUGGUAUCAAUGGAGUCUAUCAGCCAGAAAUCGAUUCAGAGUUAAUCUAUGCUUUGGGAGGUGUUUCAUUUAUGGCAGAAUUCUUGAAUUUGGAGUAGUACACCUUGGAGUAAUACUUUAUCAACGCAGUCAAGUUCUGCUCUUUGAGUUAUGAAGAAAUCCAGAAACAUGAGGCUUAUGGUAGGAAUAAGUACUCGAAUGGGAAUUAUUUCUCCGUUUUGUACGUGUAUUCCUUGUUGAGUCAUGGGUAUGGGAUUAAGGAGAAUCAAUUAAUCCGAUCUCCCAAGUUGAUUGGCAACAUCACUCCCACUUGGACCUUGGCUGCCAUGUUUUAUCAGAUUGCCCAGAUAGAUUGCGAAUAAGACAGUCCCAUCUGUUCGACUAUUAUGAAUAAUUGA